Drosophila hydei is the source of this 6010-nucleotide messenger RNA. It is a transcript of the gene Spt6, whose product is annotated as transcription elongation factor SPT6. Gene Ontology annotation, biological process: mRNA transcription by RNA polymerase II; transcription elongation by RNA polymerase II; nucleosome organization. The transcript has 6 exons. The record is from RefSeq and is a predicted model, not a curated record. NCBI's taxonomy places the organism in Eukaryota, Metazoa, Arthropoda, Insecta, Diptera, Drosophilidae. The coding region runs from base 126 to 5828 and encodes 1900 amino acids. Gene Ontology annotation, molecular function: nucleosome binding; DNA binding; histone binding. Gene Ontology annotation, cellular component: transcription elongation factor complex.
UUUGACAUUUGUGCUGCUUUUUCGUCUGCGUUUUUUUUAUUGUGACACUGCAAGCGACGUUUAUUGUGUGUUAAUUUUAGUUAAAUUCAUUUUUAGCAUAUAAUUUAGUUAUUUAAUUUAUUACAAUGGCUGAAUUCUUGGACUCCGAAGCCGCCGAAUCGGAGGAUGAGGAAGAAUUAGAUGUGCAUGAAAGGAAAAAACUAAAGAAACUAAAAGCCGCCGUCUCCGACAGCAGCGAAGAAGAAGAAGAUGACGAGGAGCGUUUGCGUGAGGAGCUUAAGGAUCUAAUUGAUGACAAUCCCAUUGAAGAGGAUGAUGGCAGCGAAAAUGAUUCUGAUACUGGCAGUGGAGGCGAUGACGAUGGUGGCAGUGGCAAGAAGCGUAAAAAGCACGAAGAUGAUGAUCUAGAUGAUCGCUUAGAGGACGAUGAUUACGAUCUGAUUGAGGAGAAUUUGGGCGUCAAGGUCGAAAGACGCAAACGUUUUAAACGCCUGCGACGCAUUCAUGACAACGAAAGCGAUGGCGAGGAGCAGCACGUGGAUGAAGGACUUGCACGCGAGCAAAUUGCCGAGCAGUUAUUCGAUGAGAAUGAUGAUCAAAGCAUUGAGCGACGCAGCGAGCGCAGCAUUCGAGAGGCGGACACCUUUGAUGAUGAGGACAGCGAAUCGGAUGCUGAUGAUUUUAUAGUGGAUGACAAUGGUCGCCCUAUAGCCGAAAAGAAAAAGAAGCGUCGACCCAUAUUUACAGAUGCCUCUCUGCAGGAGGGUCAAGACAUCUUUGGAGUUGAUUUUGACUACGAUGAUUUCUAUAAGCCCGAAGAAGAUGAAUACGAGGAAGAAUCCGAGGGUGAUGAGUAUGAUGAGGAUCUGCUUGGUGGCGAUGAUUUUCGUGCGGCCAAAAAGAAGAAGUCACCGAAAAAGAAGGCAAUCAAAAAGACCAUCUUCGAUAUAUACGAGCCAAGUGAAUUGAAACGUGGCCAUUUCACUGACUUGGACAAUGAGAUACGAAAAACGGAUAUACCGGAACGGAUGCAAUUGCGUCAGGUGCCGGUAACAGCGGUGCCCGAAGGAUCCCAUGAACUGGACGACGAGGCCGAUUGGAUAUAUCGGUUCGCGUUCUGCAAACAGACGGUGUCCGAGCAGGAGAAGGCGGACAACCGAGAGAAGAUGCGUAAACCGCCAACGGCUGUGAAUAAAAUCAAACAGACUUUAGAAUUCAUACGUAAUCAACAGUUGGAGGUGCCAUUUAUAGCAUUCUAUCGCAAAGAGUACGUUAAGCCGGAGCUAAACAUUGAUGAUCUAUGGAAGGUUUACUACUAUGAUGAGCGUUGGUGCCAGCUAAACGAUCGGAAAAGGAAGCUGAAGCAACUGUUUGAGAAGAUGCGACAAUUUCAAUUGGAAACUCUUUGUGAUGAUCCAGAUAAACCGUUGCCGGAUGAUGUACGCCUGAUGCUCGAUAGCGAUUUUGAACGCUUGAGCGAUGUGCAAUCGAUGGAGGAGCUGAAGGAUGUCCAUAUGUAUUUUCUGCUCAAUUAUUCACAUGAAUUGCCCAAAAUGCAGGCCGAACAGCGACGCAAACAGCUGCAAGAGCGACGAGAGGCGAGGGCACGCAAACAAGCAACAGCUGCAGCAGCUGCCGCUGGCAGUGAUGGCGAAUCUGGCGUUGAUCUUACUGAAAAACUUGAUAUGGUAGAGCUCGAUGAGGCCGAGGAGUUGGAGUUGGCAGCUGAAGAGCAAUUGAAACAGGCACCAAAUAGCAGUCCCUAUGCUGUAUUUCGUAAAGCCGGCAUUUGUGGCUUUGCUAAACAUUUCGGCCUGACGCCCGAACAGUUUGCCGAAAAUCUACGGGACAAUUAUCAAAGGAAUGAAGUUAACCAGGAGAGCUUAAGUCCCACAGAGAUGGCCAAGCAGUAUUUGUCGCCGCGAUUCAUGACCGUCGAUGAAGUGCUGCAUGCUGCCAAAUACGUUGUGGCCAGGCAGCUGGCACAGGAGCCCCUGUUGCGUAAAACAAUGCGUGAGGUAUACUUUGACCGGGCACGCAUUAAUAUACGACCCACAAAGAAUGGCAUGGUCCUAAUCGAUGAGAACUCCCCAGUCUAUUCGAUGAAAUAUGUUGCCAAGAAACCGGUCGGUGAUCUAUUCGGUGAUCAAUUCAUAAAGCUUCUGAUGGCCGAGGAGGAGAAACUGUUGGAGAUCAAGUUCCUCGAUGAAUUCGAGGGCAAUGCGAACGCAAACGGUCCGCCUGGUGACUAUGUUACAGAGGCCACACAGCUCUAUCAUCUGGAUCAGUUUGCCAAAAAUGUGCUUGAGUGGAACGCACUGCGUGCUGAAUGCGUUCAGUUGGCGUUGAAGAAAUGGGUCAUACCCGAUCUAAUCAAAGAGCUGCGUGCAACGUUGCACGAGGAGGCGCAACAAUUUGUUCUACGCUCGUGCAUAGCCAAGUUAUAUAAAUGGCUAAAGGUGGCGCCGUAUAAGCCCGAGAUGCCGCAGCAUCAUAAUUUCGAAGAGUGGAGCACAUUGAGGGGCAUACGAGCCAUGGGUUUGGCCUACGAUCCGGACCAAUCGGUGGCUGCCUUCUGUGCCAUAGCCAGUCCGGAAGGCGAUAUCUCUGACUACUUACGAUUGCCUAGCAUACUCAAACGUAAGAAUUCCUACAAUAACGAAGAAAAGGCACAAAAAUUGGCCGAUUUGCGUAAAUUGAGCGAUUUCAUCAAGAUGAAGAAGCCACACAUUGUGGUAAUUGGCGCCGAGUCGCGAGAUGCACAGAUGAUCCAAACGGACAUACGUGAGAUACUCAAAGACUUGGAAGCCAAUGAACAAUUCCCGCCCAUUGAGGUGGAGAUCAUUGACAAUGAACUGGCCAAGAUCUAUGCCAACUCGAAGAAGGGCGAAACUGACUUUAAGGAAUAUCCACCUUUGCUUAAGCAAGCUGCCUCGUUGGCGCGCAAAAUGCAGGAUCCAUUGGUUGAGUACUCGCAAUUGUGCGAUGCCGACGACGAGAUACUCUGCCUGCGCUAUCAUCCACUGCAGGAGCGUGUGCCGCGCGAGCUACUGCUGGAGCAAUUGAGCUUGGAGUUCAUCAAUCGCACCAGCGAAGUGGGCUUGGAUAUCAAUUUAAUGGUACAGAAUUCACGUACUGUCAACCUACUUCAAUAUAUUUGUGGACUGGGUCCUAGAAAGGGUCAGGCGUUGCUCAAGCUGCUCAAGCAGAGCAACCAGCGGCUCGAGAAUCGUACGCAAUUGGUAACGGUUUGUCAUCUGGGCCCAAAGGUCUUCAUCAAUUGCAGUGGCUUCAUCAAGAUCGAUACCAGUUCACUGGGCGAUAGCACGGAGGCGUAUGUGGAGGUGCUGGAUGGGUCGCGUGUCCAUCCGGAAACAUAUGAAUGGGCGCGCAAGAUGGCCAUCGAUGCCAUGGAAUAUGAUGAUGAGGAAACAAAUCCAGCUGGGGCCCUCGAGGAGAUCCUUGAAUCACCAGAAAGACUCAAAGAUUUGGACCUGGAUGCAUUUGCCGUCGAGCUGGAACGUCAGGGAUUUGGCAGCAAAAGCAUUACGCUCUAUGACAUACGCAAUGAGCUCAGCUGCUUGUACAAGGAUUACCGAUCUAGCUACCAGAAGCCCAGCUCCGAGGAGCUCUUCGAUAUGCUAACGAAAGAGACACCGGACUCAUUUUAUGUGGGCAAAUGCGUGACGGCUAUGGUGACAGGAUUUACGUAUCGGCGUCCACAAGGCGAGCAGCUGGAUAAUGCAAAUCCUGUGCGCAUCGACGAUUCCGAUAGCUGGCAAUGUCCAUUCUGCCACAAGGAUGAUUUUCCGGAACUCUCCGAUGUCUGGAAUCACUUCGAUGAUAACAAUUGUCCAGGCCAGGCGUCCGGAGUGCGUGUUCGCCUAGAGAAUGGCUUGCCUGGCUUCAUACACAUCAAGAAUCUGUCCGACAAACAGGUGCGCAAUCCGGAGGAACGUGUCCGAGUCGCACAGACAAUCCAUGUCCGCAUCAUUAAGAUCGAUAUUGAUCGCUUCUCUGUCGACUGCAGUUCCAAAUCGGCUGAUCUUAAGGAUGUCAACAAUGAGUGGCGACCCAGGCGCGAUGCCUUCUACGAUUUCGUCACCGAGGAGCUGGACAAUCGCAAAGUGACGGAUGCCAAGGCGAAAGCGAUGAAACGUAAAACCUAUGCCAGACGUGUCAUAGCACAUCCGAGUUUCUUCAACAAGUCCUAUGCGGAGGUCAUUGCUAUGCUCGCCGAGGCGGAUCAGGGCGAGGUGGCUCUGCGGCCCAGCAGCAAGUCCAAGGAUCAUUUGACAGCCACGUGGAAGGUGACCGACGACAUCUUCCAGCACAUCGAUGUGCGCGAGGAGGGCAAAGAGAACGAGUAUAGCCUGGGACGCAGUCUGUGGAUUGGCACCGAAGAGUUCGAGGAUCUCGAUGAAAUCAUCGCACGGCACAUCAAUCCCAUGGCUCUGGCUGCCCGGGAGCUAAUACAAUACAAAUACUAUAAGCCGAAUACGGCGCCAGCGAAUGUGAAUGAGCGCGAUUUCAUGGAGCAGCUGUUGCGCGAUGAGAAGGCGCGUGAUCCGAAGAAAAUCCAUUACUUCUUCACUGCCUCGAAGAGUAUGCCAGGCAAGUUUCUAUUGUCUUACCUGCCCAAGACGAAGGUGCGGCAUGAAUAUGUCACCGUUAUGCCGGAGGGCUACCGGUUUCGUGGCCAAAUCUUUGACACAGUCAGCAGCUUACUGCGCUGGUUCAAGGAGCAUUGGCUAGAUCCAACUGCAGCCAUGUCCAGUUCGAUGAGUGCCACGCCCGCCAGUAAUACGCCCACAAAUGCGCACAAUAUGAUGCGUCCGCCGCCCACAUCGGCGCUCAGCUCAAUUGGCGGCGGUGGUGGCAGCAGCGGAGGAGCUGCUGGAUUCAGUAGCUCGGGCAGCAUGACUGGUGGUACACCACGCAGCGGCAUUAGCAGCAGCGAUAUGCGCACCUCCAGCGCCUACUCAGUAACGCAUUCCAUUGGAGGAUCAGGUGGUGGUGGCGCUGGAGCUGGUGGCUAUAGCAGCGGUAGCGGCAGCAGCUCCAACUUGGGCCUCAUCAAUACCGCUGGCCUGGGUCACUUCGGCAGCGGCACGCCCACCUUUGGCGCGCACAUCAAUACGCCGUAUACUCCGAGCGGUCAAACACCAUUUAUGACGCCCUAUACGCCGCAUGCAACACAAACGCCACGCUAUGGCCAUAAUGUUCCAAGUCCCAGCUCCCAGUCGAGCAGCAGUCAGCGGCAUGGCCAUUAUGGUGGCACGCCACGCUACUAUGACAAUGUCUAUAACAGCGGCAAUCUGUCGCAGCAGCAACAGCAUUCACAUUCACAGCAGCAACAUCCUCAUUUGCAGCAGCAUCAGCAUCAGCAGCAUCAUCAUCAUCUGCAUCAGCAGCAACGUGCCAAGGAGAAUCUGGACUGGCAGCUGGCGAACGAUUCGUGGGCGCGUCGUAAGCCCCAACAUCAGCAUCAGCACCAACACCAACACCAGCAUCAACAUCAACAGCAGCAACAGUCACAGCAGCAGCAACAACUCGGCUUGGCCAUGACCAUGGGUCUUGGCUAUGGCAGCGGCGGUGGAGGCAGCGGCAGUGGCGCCGGCUCCACGCCCACCAAUGAGUAUCAUACGAGCAGCAGCUCGAGUCGCAGUUCUGCUGCAGCUGCCGCUGCUGCUGCUGCUGCUGCUAUUUCUGGUGGUGCUGGUGGUGGUAUCUCUUCCAAGUCUUCGGUGCGCAGCACGCCGCGCACAAACACCUCACCGCACUCCAUGAACUUGGGCGACUCGACGCCCCUCUAUGAUGAGAACUAGGACUCGGUGCUUCUGUGUUUGUGUGGGUGCGUGUUUGUCUGUGUAUUUGAUCUGGAUUUAAUUAUAUAUGUAUACAUAAGUAAUAAGUAUAUUACUCUGUACACUCACAAAUUAAGCAAAAAUGGAAACUCAACGCAAAAACAACCCUAAGCAUUAAAAAAGCAUUAAAUAAAUAACUACAC